Messenger RNA from Sorghum bicolor (sorghum), 1323 nucleotides. RefSeq lists its product as uncharacterized. The record is from RefSeq and is a predicted model, not a curated record. Gene Ontology annotation, cellular component: chloroplast membrane. The transcript has 10 exons. The coding region runs from base 23 to 925 and encodes 300 amino acids. NCBI's taxonomy places the organism in Eukaryota, Viridiplantae, Streptophyta, Magnoliopsida, Poales, Poaceae.
CCCUAGGCUUUGAGACCCCGCAAUGGCGUCCGCGACGGCGACGGCGACGGCGACCGGCGCUGCUGCGGCGGCGCCCGCAUUCGCUCUCGCAUCGUCUCUCUCUCGCCGCGGCUUCCUCCCGCUCCCUCGUCGCGCCGGCCGGCCCGUGCCCCAGUCGCUACGGCUCGUCGCGUCAGCCGUGAGGCGGCGCCGCGGCGCGGUCGUGGUGGCAGCGGACGCGGCGGCGGCGGCUGGGAGCGCGGAGUUUGGCGACGAGGAGAACCCGUAUGAGCUUCUGGGCAUCAGGCCGCUUGAUAGCUUCGACCACAUGAAGAUGGCCUACAAGAAGAAGCGCAAGGACGCCGAGGAGACUGGAGACGACGAGUUCCUUGCCAAGUUGGACAGGGCCUACGACACUGUCAUGAUGCAGCAGCUGCAGUAUCGGAAGAAGGGAGUCACAUACGGGUCUGUUGAGGUGUCUAAGGAUAUCAAGUAUGCUGAUAAUCAACCAAUGGUGCCUUGGGGACCAAGAUUCUCCAGAUCCACAGUGAAGGAUAUGCGCAUAAAUAUGGCAAUAUCAGCAGCAUUUGUUGUUUGGAUAGCUAUUAUGGGCAAUGCAGACUGGAAGCCUUUGCAGUUCCUAUGUUUUGCUUUCUUCUACAGAAUACUACAGAAGCUAAGAGCUACUGAACCAGCAAUAACUCCAAUAUACAAUGAAUAUGGUGAGGUUGAAGGAAGAGGGAUAAGAAUGGCAAAAAGAGUAGUCCGUGCUUUGGGUUUGAUAUUUGGAUGUGUGUUCACUGCAUCCCUGGGUUACACAGCAGCUGUUAACUUGAUUGAGCUUUCAAUGCAGUAUACUCCCCGUGUUGUUUAUUACUACCAGGAGCUGAUUGUUACUGCGGCUGCCUCUGUUCUUCUGUACAUCACAGCUUCAUACUACCGAUAAACACACACCGUGAGCAAUUAUUGCCUGGCUUAGACGACUGUGAGAUGUUAGGACAUGCCUGGAGUUUCAGUUGGACACCGACUUGCGGACUGGCGGCGGUGCCUUGUGCGUCAAGGGAUAGCCGAGAAUCCACAGAUUUUGUAGCAUACUUCCACCAGCAUCUGUCAGUUUUGAGGCAGAGAGUUCUUAGUGCAGGAUCUUAUGUGACCAGUUACGGUUUCAGUAGCAAACGCAGAUGGCUGAUGAGAAACAUUUCACGUGAAUAUUUCAACAGCAGUGUUGUGUAUGAAUUUGUUUUAUUAGAUCUUGGACAUGCUUAGGCAACAUGUUUAACUGCAAUGUGCUUGUGCUUUGUUUUUACCUUGAUCAAUGAAUGAAUGGUCAACUGUGAUCCGUAA